AUGGUGACAUGUGUGGCAAGAAAAGUGAAUUCAUUGCGCAAGGCACACACUCCUGUUGAAAUACUGAAAGUUGUUACUCCGGGACUUCUAAAGACGCCAAUAAAGGAAUUUGAAAUUAAGAUUCCACAAAAGGUUGAGGUGAUUCACAGUAGUAAACAUUAUAUUGUUGUGAACAAACCACCUUUUGUCCUUUCGCAACAACCUGAUAAGAAAUCUUGGUAUAAGAAUCAUAAUUAUAGCCCUCCAAUUAUUGUAAAUUUACUUCCUAAGGUUCUUGAGUCAGAAAAUGCAAAAGACAUACACUAUAAACUUCCUGUGAGAUAUUAUACAGUCCAGAGAUUAGAUUCAUGUGUAACGGGAGGGAUAGUGUUGGCAACCGACAAGUAUGCGGCGAAGAUGUUUAGUAGAAACUUAAGAGAAGGUGGGAAUGCAGGCUUUCCUUUAUCUAGAAAAUACGUUGCCAAGGUUCCUCAUUUGACGAAUAACGAGCGUUUUCAUCAUGGUCUUUUUAAAUUAGAUGGGGCUAUCUCAUACCUCCGUAGAGUGGAUGAAAAUCACUUCAUUGUACAAUUGAUUACCGGAAAGAAACAUCAGGUCCGGAAAUUAUUCAAGGAAGCUCUCGAUAAGCCAAUCUACAACGAUUAUAAAUAUGGUGGUGAUAUGAUUUUGAACAAAGGACUUCAAAUUACUUUGCAUUGUGGGUACAUAAAGACACAAGUUGGAAUGCAACUUCAAGAGCACAUAAUACCAAUUCCGGAAGGGUUCAGACUAAUUUGGGGAGAAAGUAUUGACGGUAAUGGAAUAUUCGGUCAAAAUAUAAUCGAUAUGUUGAGACAGGACUGGAGUUCUGAAAUUAAGGUGUGUUUGAAGAAGUUGAAACAACAGGAAGAGAAGUCACCAAAUAAUCGAUUAAUCGUUGUAACAUGA
Messenger RNA from Kluyveromyces marxianus DMKU3-1042, 927 nucleotides. RefSeq names its product pseudouridine synthase PUS5 (gene PUS5). The coding region runs from base 1 to 927 and encodes 308 amino acids. The transcript has a single exon. NCBI's taxonomy places the organism in Eukaryota, Fungi, Ascomycota, Saccharomycetes, Saccharomycetales, Saccharomycetaceae. Gene Ontology annotation, biological process: pseudouridine synthesis. The record is from RefSeq and is a predicted model, not a curated record. Gene Ontology annotation, molecular function: RNA binding; pseudouridine synthase activity.